UUACGGAACGGGCCAUCCCAAUUUCUCAAGUUCCGCCUGUAUAUCUAGAAGACUCCGAGGAAAUACCUGAAAUAGGAACUCCUCCUCCUCCAACACCAAAUAUUCAGGACGAUGUAGCUUCUGACAUGACUGACGAAGAUUGGGAAGAUUUACUUGAACAAACUCAACAGAUCCUCGUCGUACUUAUACUUCCAUUCAUAGGACGGUGGCUAGGUCGAAAGUUUUCUUUCUGGGGUAACUAUUAA
This is a messenger RNA of Dentiscutata erythropus, 245 nucleotides long. The record is from the annotation of a GenBank genome assembly. NCBI's taxonomy places the organism in Eukaryota, Fungi, Glomeromycota, Glomeromycetes, Diversisporales, Gigasporaceae.